Molecule: messenger RNA, 1541 nt
Organism: Hibiscus syriacus
Lineage: Eukaryota; Viridiplantae; Streptophyta; Magnoliopsida; Malvales; Malvaceae
Product: enhanced ethylene response protein 5-like
Exons: 13
Coding region: 100-1341 (413 amino acids)
Biological process (GO): post-transcriptional tethering of RNA polymerase II gene DNA at nuclear periphery; transcription elongation by RNA polymerase II; poly(A)+ mRNA export from nucleus
Cellular component (GO): transcription export complex 2
Molecular function (GO): RNA binding; double-stranded DNA binding
Source: RefSeq, a predicted model, not a curated record
GAAAAAAAAAUACAGCUGAAGUUGCAGAGAGCAGCGAUUCAGAAAGAGGAAACUUUUUAUACAUAUAUUGGUUAAUAAGCUUCGAAAGUUAGUGGAGAAAUGGCGUACCCAAGCAUGGGAGAAGCACAUAGGAGAAUCACAGAUUACCUAAACAAGUUCUCCGAAGCCGUUUCAUACCAAGAUGUAGCUUCCCUUGCUCAGUUCUUUUCCUUCUCCUCCAACUCUCCUUCGCUCCUUUCCGUUGCUGAUGCCCUCAACAUUGUCCAGGAUGCGAAUAGAUUCAUAAAACAAUCGGAGAAGUUUUCCCAUUACGGUGAGAUUUUGGCCCCGCUUUUUCGUUCUCUGCAAAGCUAUAGAGUUGGGAACAUGGUUGAUGCCUACCAUGCCUUCGAAAAAUUUGCAAAUGCUUUCAUUCAGGAGUUUCGGAAUUGGGAACCAGCAUGGGCAUUGGAGGCGUUGUAUGUUAUUGCUUAUGAAAUUAGGAUUCUUGCAGAGAGGGCUGAUAGAGAGUUGGCUUCCAAUGGGAAAUCCCCGGAGAAAUUGAAGGGAGCUGGAUCAUUCCUUAUGAAAGUAUUUGGUGUUCUCGCUGGAAAAGGCCCGAAACGUGUUGGAGCAUUAUAUGUGACCUGCCAACUGUUUAAAAUCUACUUCAAGCUUGGUACAGUACACCUCUGCCGAAGUGUAAUAAGAAGUAUUGAAACUGCUCGCAUUUUCGAUUUUGAGGAAUUUCCUAGAAGAGACAAGGUCACUUAUAUGUAUUAUACUGGGCGUUUGGAAGUUUUCAAUGAAAAUUUUCCUGCUGCUGACCAAAAAUUAUCAUAUGCCCUGACACAUUGCAGCCCUCUCAGAGAAUCAAAUAUAAGGAUGAUAUUAAAAUACUUGAUACCAGUGAAGCUUUCAUUAGGCAUCUUACCUGAAACUUCCCUCCUAGAGAAGUAUAACCUCCUUGAGUACAAUAAUGUUGUACAAGCUCUGAAAAGGGGUGAUCUCCGACUUCUUCGGUAUGCUCUCCAAGAGCAUGAAGACCAGUUUUUAAGAUCUGGCGUGUAUCUUGUCCUGGAGAAGCUCGAGCUCCAAGUUUACCAAAGAUUGGUUAAGAAAAUUUACUUCAUCCAAAAACAAAAGGACCCAAGCAAAGCUCACCAGUUGAAGUUGGAAGUAAUCGUCAAAGCUUUGAAAUGGCUCGAGAUGGACAUGGAUCUGGAUGAGGUCGAGUGUAUAAUGACCAUUCUUAUAUACAAAAAUCUUGUGAAAGGGUACUUUGCACACAAGAGCAAAGUAGUUGUUUUGAGCAAGCAAGACCCUUUCCCCAAAUUAAAUGGAAAGCCUCUAAACUCAUGAACUCUAUGAAAUGGUAAUGUAAAAGUCAUUAAAAACUUUUGAGCCUUGAUGAAUGAUGUGCAGGUUUGAUUGUAAAAUGAUGAGUUCUAUAGAGAAAUGACUGGUCAAGCUGGAUUUCUAUGGACCUUUGCAGUGUAUUAACCAUUCUUUUUAGGCCUAGCUAAUCUAUCAAUAAAGAGCAUAUUUGACCUUUUUGGUAA